CUAAGGCGUUAGGGGCGCAAAAGUUCGAUGUAUUUCCUACCAAGGAAAACGGAUAAUAUUAUUCAGCGUGGCACUCUCGCCACCUUGUAAGGUUAUGAUAGUGGACAAAUCUAGACCUGACUGUGGCACCAACGGUAGUUGUGUACAUUUUCCUACCGUGUGAAACUACUGGCUCGAUUUAAUAUAAAAUCCGUCUUUUUCGCCGCCUAGGGAAAGAGUUGUAUAGGCGCAGCUAUAUAAUUUGAUAUAUUCUAAUAGUUCAAAAUGCAUAUGUUGACACCAGUUUUCUUGUUCAUUGGUACUGCUCUGAGCAAUAGUCAAGGCGACUGUGUACCAGACUGGCGCGCCAGAGAGAUUGUGACAAAUUUUCAACAGUUCUUCACUGACGGCAAUGUGAAUCGGAUCAAAGACACACUGACGUCGGACUUCAAGCUAUACUCUGACAGUCAGGAGUUUACUACUCCAGGGAUUACUCCAAUGUCUGGGGCUGUUGUUGUCAACGGACGAGCAGCAUUCAUUGCAGCGAACCCUCCCCACCCCGGGGCACCAAACGGAUUCGUGACGCUAGAUAUGUUCUAUAGUUGUACUAAAAUAGCUUUCCGAUGGAAUGCUCCUGGUGGAUUUGGUGGAAAAAUUCCAAUCCGAGGCAUCGACACGCUGGAUUUGGCCAAAGAAGGCGGUUGUUGGAAAAUUAAAGCUGACUACUCCGAGUACAAUAACGUCGGAUUUCUCCAAGGAAUAGGAGUUUGCCAGAUUUGUUAGUAUCUAAUUAUAAGUAGAUUGUAUAAUCUAUAGUAUUUAUGCUCGUUUCUAGCUUCUAUUAUGGGACUUUUCCAAAUAACUUGUUGUAUAUAUGGUUUAGAAGCGCUAGCAUGCUCGUUGGAGAGUUUAUAGCUGAUCUACAAAAGUAACCAAUAACAAGCUAGUGCGUUUGUACGCCCUCGACACGACCUUAGCUGCCGACGGUAGCGCUAGCGCUGUCAUCUACCACCAAGGUUUGCACCAUGUCGGGGUUUUCAUACACCAUUAUGCUUAUGACUACGGCUUCAAUGGCGCCAGUAGCCCUCUGUAGCGUGGAGACAUUGCAUCCUCUAUGAGCUUCACGAGCUAGAUGUCUAGCUUAACCUUAAUGUAAUAGUAUUCAAUUUUCAAAUAUACUGCUUGAUGGUUAAAAGGGGUGAUUCGUGAGCCGACAAAUGGGUUGGUAAAUCAGCGCAGCAACGUACCAGGGCAGGUUACGCCUGAGGAGAAUGGUUCAUGUGAUAGAUCAAGCGAUCUGUUAUGUAUUGUCGGGUCUGCGUAUAUAAACUACGGUCGAGAGGUGAAGGAAAUGAGACGGUGCUGAUAUUGUAUCUCCCGGUAACAUUAAUAGAAAGAAUCGCUAGAAUUGCACGAUACGAAAACCUGUAAGAAAACCUUCUCGCCGCUUUCGGCCGUAGCCAGAGCGACGCGAACGAAUCGACCCAGCCUCUCGCGUGGGCCUUCAGCAGGCUGUCACUGUUAGAAUACCAUGACUCGCUGGCCUGCUUUUGGCACAGUCUAUGUGCAGCGCUGUACGGCUUUGAGAAGAUCGGGCGUUGGGAGUGGCGACCGACGGCGAAGCCCAGGUUACCGUGUGCGUCGGCGCGUGGGAUCGGGAGACGGAGUUGCGUAUCUCGAAGCCCAUAGACGAGUUAUUCUCAAAGCUUGACUCAGAUAUUCCCAAGCCCU
[Torrubiella] hemipterigena is the source of this 1710-nucleotide messenger RNA. NCBI's taxonomy places the organism in Eukaryota, Fungi, Ascomycota, Sordariomycetes, Hypocreales, Clavicipitaceae. The record is from the annotation of a GenBank genome assembly.